Trichoplusia ni (cabbage looper) is the source of this 6034-nucleotide messenger RNA. RefSeq names its product focal adhesion kinase 1 (gene Fak). The transcript has 27 exons. NCBI's taxonomy places the organism in Eukaryota, Metazoa, Arthropoda, Insecta, Lepidoptera, Noctuidae. Gene Ontology annotation, cellular component: cytoskeleton; focal adhesion. Bases 359 to 4417 code for a protein of 1352 amino acids. Gene Ontology annotation, molecular function: protein tyrosine kinase activity; ATP binding. The record is from RefSeq and is a predicted model, not a curated record. Gene Ontology annotation, biological process: protein phosphorylation; signal complex assembly.
UUACUUUGCAAAUCGUCCUUGACGGUAAAGCCUUGCGAAAUUACGCCUCCGCGUCAUCGCGAGAAAAUUACCAGCUUUCUACGUCUUUCUCCCUCUGACGUUCAUAAGCUUGGUUAGUGUGAGAGGGACGGGUGUUAAAGGUGAAUGAUGCAUCGUGCCUCGUCUCCAGUCAGUCUCAGGCCGCUGCGCACGCGGCGCGGACGCGCGAUCGUCGUUUGAAUUAACGAAUUGCCGCGCGAUCUCUCGAUUCGAGAAUCGAAGUUUUUCGAUGUGCCAUUGUUCAGUUAUUUCCUGUGAACUGUGUUUGAAAAAGCAUCGAUAAAGUCGUUUCAAGUGAAUUGUGAAGUGAUACGUAAAAAUGGUUAUGGAACCUGGUCAACAGACCGGGCGGUUUUGGCCGCUCUCGCCUCGCCUGUGGCGUCGGAGUAAUGAGUACUCCAAGGUAGUGUUCGAGCCCCGAAGACCUCCUUUAUCGCCAAUCGAGAUCCGGAGACAUGACAAAAUGGACACGACUCCAGAUUUACUGAGGACAAGGAGUUAUAUCAAGGACAGGCUGGAUCAUUUGAAUUUGGAGCAGAAAAUCAUGGAUGAGCGCAGAUGGAGCGUGGAUUCCAAAAAACCGCCGAUCAAAGAGCCGAAGAAGAAAGCAGAAGUGGAGGAAGUAGUGAAGCUGAGGGUUAAGAAGCAGAGGCAGCCUCGCCCGAACAGCCUGCAGUUGCUUCUGUGUCCUUCUAGUUCCGGACACUACAGUAGCAAUACUUGGAGAUACACUCGGGUGCGCUCUAAGAGCCAUGAGCCGGAGGGCGGCGGCCGGUGCGGCGAGGGCCCGCUAGCGCGCGCCAUGCAGCCCGCUCCGCCGGGCGGCUCGCCCAAGAGGCACCAUCCCGCUGCGCCUGCGCAUGGUGGUGCAGCCGGCGACCAGUCCACAUUGAAGGUGCACCUUCCAAACGGCGGGUUCAAUGUGGUGCGCGCGUCAGCCGACGAGGAUGUACGGGCGGUGCUGCGGCUGCUGGCCGCCAGGCUGGCAGCUGGAGACAGGGUGUACACGUCCUGCUACGCGCUGAGGGCCAAGCGGCUGACUACUGGCAAGAUCCGCUGGAUCCACCAGGACACGCCGGUGUCGGAGCUGCUAACAAAAUGGCCGGCGAGCGAGUGGCGCCUGGAGCUGCGCGUGCGCUACCUGCCCGCCAACCUGCGCGACCUCUGCGACGCAGACCGAGUCACCUUCCAUUAUUAUUACGACCAGGUGCGACACGACUACCUCAACGCCAAUCAUCCUAUGGCAGACCAGGAGUUGGCGAUCCAAAUAUGUUGUUUAGAAAUUAAAUACUUCUGUAAGGAUAUGCAAAUAUCGAUGGACAAGAAGUCCAACAUCGAAUACUUGGAGAAGGAGUUCGGACUCCACAAGUUCCUCCCCAAGUCUGUUCUCGACGCCAUCAAACCUAAAGUGCUUAAGAAGGCUAUACAGCAACAGUUCAAAAAGGUGGCGAGCCUAAGCGAUACGGAAUGCAUGUUGAAGUACUUGGACACGAUGCACACGCACUACGGCUACGACCGGGAGACCUUCUCUGGCGCGCUGGGGACCGGGUUCGCGAUACCCGUCGAGCUGGCGAUAGGACCUGAUAUCGACAUAUCAUACGUGUCACACAAGGCAGGCGAGCCGCCCACCUACACGAAGAUAGCUUCGUUCUGCGACAUCGUGGCCGUGCAGACCCUCAAGUCCAACUGCACGCAAACGUCACAAACACAGAGUGGAUCAUGUGGUAAAGCUGCACUUCAGCUAAGAGUGAAGGGAGCCUCGGAAACUCUCACCAUCUCCUGCAAAAGUGUUGAGGCAGCAGAAAGUUUAGCAGAUCUCGUUGACGGAUACUGCAGGCUCGUCACAGAUUCACAAACAUCAUUAUGGAAUAGAACGACUGCCGAGAUGAGUAGCAGUUCAUCAGAAGGCAAGACGAGCUCGUGGGAGGCGAAUACAACGACCUCAUUGUCCGAGGACUACGCGGAGAUUGUGGACGAUGAUGCCGACUACUCCACGCCAGCCGUCCGAGAUUACGAGCUAGUUCGAAAUCAAAUAGAGUUGACCGGCAUCAUUGGCGAAGGACAGUUUGGUGACGUACAUAAAGGCACAUGUAAGGUGAGCACGUGGUCUCACCCGUCGCUGCGGCGCCAGCAGCUGGCGGCGGGCGGCGGCGCGCUGCCCGUCGCCGUCAAGACCUGCAAGAUGGACGCAGACCUCGACACCGCCGAGAAGUUCCUGGAGGAGGCCUACAUAAUGCAGCAGUUCUCGCACCCUCACAUCAUCGGGCUGGUGGGAGUCUGCAGCUCGCCGCCAAUCUGGAUAGUCAUGGAACUGGCCACGCUUGGAGAGAUGCGGGCCUAUCUGCAACAGAAUGCGCACAGGCUGGCAACAUCGACGCUAGUGCUGUACAUAUACCAGUUGUCGACGGCUCUCAGUUACCUAGAGAGCAAGAAGUUUGUACAUCGAGACAUCGCCGCCAGGAACGUGCUUGUAUCCACGCCAAACUGUGUCAAGUUGGCCGACUUCGGUCUAUCAAAGAUGGUGGAAGACAAGUCUUACUACAAGGCGUCGCGCGGGAAGCUGCCCAUCAAGUGGAUGGCGCCGGAGUCCAUCAACUUCAGGAGGUUCACCUCGGCAUCUGAUGUCUGGAUGUUUGGUGUGUGCAUGUGGGAGAUCCUGAUGUUGGGAGUGAAGCCCUUCAGCGGCGUGAAGAACAACGACGUGAUCGGCAAGCUGGAGAACGGCGAGCGCCUGGCGCUGCCGGCGCGCUGCCCGCCGCGACUGUACUCCGUCAUGUCGCGCUGCUGGGCCUACGAGCCCAGCCAGCGGCCCGCCGCGCACCAGCUCAAGGAGACACUCUUUGAGAUCCUGCAAGAGGAGCGCAGCUCUGCGUGGGACACGAUGCGGCGAGAGAACAGGCGCGUGGCCGCCGCUUCCUUCAGCGAGGAGCCGCCGCCCAAGCCACAGCGACCAGCCAACAACAUCGCCGUGGGUGAAACGACAGCGAGUCCAGCGAGCGGCGGCACGGCGCAGACGUACAUCGUGGCGCAGAACCCGCUGGUCUUGGCGCAUCUGCUGCGGGAGAACCAGGCCCGCGCCCUGCACCCGCAGGCUUACACCACGCCCGCAUCGAGUCCGGAAUGCGACAGCGAGCAAGCAGUAGAACGGCGGCUGUUGGCAGAGCUGGCGCGGCAGCAGCAUCAGAGCGAGGAGGAUAGGAGGUGGCUGCAGCUUCAAGAAGAAAACUUGCAAAAACGUCUCUCCAACGUACAACUAUCAACGGAGUCUGAACCGGCGCAGGAACAAAAGCCAGAGAGUACGCAGGAACCGAGGGCGUCUAGUCAACCGCAUUCAGCGACUAAUUCAUCAGAAACGAGUCCAGCGAAUACUUUCAAGGGUAAAGAGAAACCGCCGAGCGAAGAAAAGUUAUGUCGCGGCAACCCAUCGGAGCCGGUGUACGCGGCGACGACGGGCGUGGUCCGCUGUGUGAUGCGUCUGGCGGGCGCGGCGGCGGGCGGCGAGCCCGCGCCCGGCCUGCUGCGGGCUGUGCGGGCCGUGGGCGCCCAGCUCAGGGACCUGUGCGCUACUGUCGAUGCACUGGUCGUGCCCUUCCCUACUGCCGCACAGAGGGAGGUGGAGAUGGCCCACCAAGUGCUGAGCAAGGACAUGGCGGCGCUGGUGGAGGCCAUGCGGCUCGCCAUACAGUACCACAACACCACGCUGCAGCAUGAGUACACUAAGAACAUGCUGGCAGCAGCUCACAUCCUAGCGAUGGACGCUAAGAACCUCCUGGACGUGGUGGACUGCAUCCGCGAGCGACACCCGCACAUCGACUGGCGCGCGGCGCUACUGCCGCCCGCCCAGCCGCCCGCCCCGCCAGGCCCGCCCGCCCAGGCCGGCCCGCCCGCAGAGGCACAGGUCGUUAUACCUCAGAACCAGACGCUCACCUCUCAGAACCAGGUGUUCGCUGCACAGAACCAAGUCUGUGUCCCGCAGAACCCAGUGCUCAGCGCUCAGUCGUCAGUAACGGAGGAUGAGGCACCUCCCAAACCCGACUUUAAGGUGAACCAGCCCGUCACUACCGCGCUCACACACUGCGAGCCGCCCAAGGAACACAGCAGCCUCCCCGCUGCGCCCAACAGAGUCUCCACCCUCAUACACAACUACAACCUCUACGGCAACGUGAAAGAGCCCCAGCACAUCUAUGGCAACACCGAAGCGACCUCCUUCCAGUUCCCCUCAACAGCUGAUGACGUCAAAGUCGAUUCCGCGCCCAUGGAGUCCGUCAAAAGCCGCGUCCAAGCCCUCGCCGGGAAACUCGACUCCCCGCCUAUCUACUCCGUCAGCAAGAAGAUGAUCCCCCUCGAUCAGAACAUAGGUCACUCCGACCAGGGGUGAACGACCUCCGGCCCCUUGUUUCGCUUGUAGUGGCAUUUUUUUUACGUCACGUGACGUCGACAGCUUUACAUAGGCUAUGACAUAAUAUUAGAACGACUAGUGUACUUACCGGGAUAUGCUCAUAGAUUUGUUUCCUUUGCCGCUUUGAAUCUAGUGCGACGCUUAUUUGGAAAAGACAAAGUAAAAUGCUCAAUAUUACCCGUAGCACGUUAAGUGAGCCAAAUAAUUGUCGUAUGUCGUCUCCAUCCAUUUAACUUCGCAUACAUUUAAUCAGACUUCAUGUAACAGUCCGUUCCUAUUGUUUGUAGCGCGUUUUUGGCAAUGUAGGAGAGGCAGGAUGUUUGUAUAUUUCGUUUCUUAAAUAUAAUCUGAUUAAAACAAUUUUAAUACAGAUAUAUAUUGCUUAAAAUGCUGCCUAAAUUGUCUGUAGACAGAGUUAUGAUUAAAAAUAAAUUGUUGCCUAUGGUAUGGCCUAAUCACUGCCAGCAUGAUGCCUUUCCGUCGUUGAUAAUCUUGUUAGGUUUGCUUUAAGAACAUUACAAAGCUUUUUCUAGAAUAUUCUAAAGCGCGCUAUGUAUGUGAACGUAAAUAUGUUGAUCAUUAGUGAUAACUAUAAACAUAUCAUCUGCAUUGUUGUGCUUCAAAUAAAUAUGUCGUGUUGCGUACUUCUUGAAUAUUGUUGUUCAACAUAUCUGUUCGUCCUCAAAACAUUCAUUCACUAUCAUUCAUUCAGAACUAUUGAUUGUGAAAUCAUGAUAAUAUUGAUUUGUGAUAUUAUUGCCAAUAAAAUUUUAAUACUUUUAAUAAUAAGGACGGCUAAACGCAGUACAGAUGAGCACAUUCCUCAAACUUGCACCUAAUUAGUAAGUUUUGUAGUUAUUUUCAUACAAAUUUUAUAUUUUUGGUGUAUCGGUGUUGCAGAUUUUAUACUCAGCCAGUACUGGUGCGUAAACACAAUGAAUACUUCCAUAAAACAAUAAUAAUAGUCGUGUUACUGAUGUCGUUUGGUAAUUUUUAUUAUAAAGUAUUAUUUUUUAUGUAAAAUGUAUUAUUGCGAGUAUAACGUGUAUAUUUUAUGUUAGGUAAGGUGCGUUUACACUGUCACAACUUAAUGUAACAUUUUGCAUUUAAUUUACUUACUUAUUAUGUUGUGUUCAUAACUGCGAACGUCGAAAAUCGUUGUCAAACGGUUUGCGGUGAAUCUUUGUGUUCGUAGAUGUGUACACAACUUUAUACAUUCUCACACAGUAUUCAACCGGAUUUGAAUGAGUUUCUUUGUAAAAAUGUACAAAACAAAUUGUCAAUAAUUAUUUUAAUUUUUUUAUCCAAAGUUUUUAUUGUAAGCUUAGAUCUCAGAAGGAAUUUGUAGCGUACGUUAAAUCGAUUAGUUUUGUAAUUAAAAUCAGAAUUUAUUUAUUGACGAAUCUUCGGUUUAUUUGUAAAGUUGAUUUUCCUAAUGUGUUAGUGUUAAGCAGGAUAUCAUUCCAAAGUGUAAGAUUAUAGUAAGCAUUACGUAGUCCAUAUAUCGUAGAAGCUGCCUGAGAUUAUUUUCCAAAUAUCUGAUAAUGGUGGACCGGUUUUUGUUUAUGCAUUGAAUAAAGGACAAGUCAAUCAUUA